This is a messenger RNA of Aureobasidium subglaciale EXF-2481, 1248 nucleotides long. RefSeq lists its product as uncharacterized. The coding region runs from base 1 to 1248 and encodes 415 amino acids. The transcript has 3 exons. Lineage: Eukaryota; Fungi; Ascomycota; Dothideomycetes; Dothideales; Saccotheciaceae. The record is from RefSeq and is a predicted model, not a curated record.
AUGCUGAGCACAGCGCCUGCAGCAGAUGCCCCGCCCUCCGGCUUUGAAAGAAAGCUGAGCUCUUCAAUCCAGCGUCUUCGAGCCAAUAGUAUCUAUCAUGAGCGCUCCUUCGGAUCAGGCGAAGCCUCCAAGUCCCAACUGUAUCUCCAAAGACUGAAGUCAGUUAACCGCCACGCUGGCCACAACCUGAACAACGACGAGGCCCUCUUCUUCCUCUCGUUGCCUGACAAGAUCCGUCGUCUUCACUUCACCACUCAAGAGAACAUUCUGAUGCGGGCCGCAUGCGAGCUGCAACUUUCGAAGCAGCCUCGUCACGAAUCACGCCCUCCUCUUCCUCUGAGAUCUUGGACCGACGGAGCCGCCUCUAUCAGCCACAGCUACGCCAGGUCCUCUAUCAGCCGCGACACUAUGGCCGAACCUGCCUACAGUCCCUUGACUCCGACCGGUUCCGAUGGUGGCUACUCCUCGGCAUUCAGCAUCCGUACCUCGUCCCGUCCACGUACCGAGUCUCUCAAGUCUUCCACUGGUUCCAUCUUGCCUUUUAAUCCACUGGGCUGCCAUCCUCUUGCAAAGCCACGCACAUCCAGCUUGUCCUACAGUCCCUUCGAUUAUCCCAGGGCCGUUUCCAAGGCACCCGAGACUCCGCCUUCUACCACUCGACAGUACCUGGACCCGAAGACGAGAGCAAUGAUCCGCCAGUGUACCGCAUCUCCUGAAGCUUUCGACGAAGUUCUCAACUUUGGAUAUCUCGCCGAGGAGGACUUUCCUGCUGCUGACUCGCCGACCACUUCGGAAUACCAACUUGACGAAGGCCUGAGCUCAUCGGAUGGCAUGUCUGACGACGAAGAUGACUACUUCACACUCGACUCUGACGACGAACCUUGCACCCCAGGCUCGGAUGAUACUCUGGCCACUAGCUGGGACAUCCACUCCCCCUACGCGUCAUUCCAGCGUCUGGACAGUGGCUGCUAUCGUUCCAAGCCACGCCCGAUGACUCUCCGUGUCACUCUGACCAAGCCUGAGAACAAAUCAGUCAUGGACGACUCACCUACUCGUGCCAUCAAGUCCGAUCAAGAUGACCACUCGAGUCUGAGAGUUGAAGACCUUCUGGCACUUGAACGACUGACCUUCUCUGACGAUGUCACUGGAAUGUAUGGAGCUUUUGCCGUUACACCUACCAAGGACAGCAGCAAGAUGAAGAAACUCUUGAGAAGAUUGACAUCGCCUGCUCUGAAGCAAAUGAUGUGA